This is a messenger RNA of Olea europaea var. sylvestris, 816 nucleotides long. Its product is annotated as 60S ribosomal protein L24-2-like. Gene Ontology annotation, molecular function: mRNA binding; structural constituent of ribosome. Gene Ontology annotation, biological process: cytoplasmic translation. Lineage: Eukaryota; Viridiplantae; Streptophyta; Magnoliopsida; Lamiales; Oleaceae. The transcript is spliced from 5 exons. Bases 33 to 581 code for a protein of 182 amino acids. Gene Ontology annotation, cellular component: cytosolic large ribosomal subunit. The record is from RefSeq and is a predicted model, not a curated record.
GCAUUGUGGCCUUUUACUCUGUGUAUUGCUGAAUGGGCAGUCAGGGUUUCUGCAUUUCCGGGAGUAAACGAAGCGCUGCGAGCUCGGCAUCCAUGACAAUGGUUCUCAAGACAGAGCUUUGCCGAUUUAGUGGUGCCAAGAUAUACCCAGGGAAGGGUAUCAAAUUUAUUCGCUCAGAUUCCCAGGUCUUCCACUUUGCCAACUCAAAACGCAAGAGGUAUUUUCACAAUCGCCUGAGGCCUGCAAAGCUUACAUGGACUGCUGUAUACCGGAAACAACAUAAGAAGGACAUUGCUGCUGAAACUGUGAAGAAGAAGCGCCGAACCACUCAGAAGCCCUACUCUAGAUCAAUUGUUGGUGCAACCUUGGAAGUCAUACAGAAGAAAAGAGCUGAAAAGCCAGAAGUUCGUGAUGCUGCACGUCAUGCUGCUUUACGUGAGAUCAAGGAGAGAAUAAAGAAGACCAAGGACGAGAAGGCGGCGAAGAUGGUGGAGUUGAUGUCCAAGUCACAGAAGGCCUCUAAGAGCAAUGUGCCCAAAAGCUUGGUGGUGACGGCAAGCGUUAAUUUCCAAACAUUUUAGAUGCUGUCGCAUCUAAAACAGAAAAGGGUUAAUUCAUGUUCAAGGAUCCAAUAAUUUACAAUCAAUAUGCGAUACCUGUCAAUUAGGCAAACUCAGUAAAUUACCCUUUUCUUGUUCUAAUAAUUCUAGUUCAACCGUCUUCAAUAAAAUUUAUUGUGAUUUAUGGGGCCCAUCGCCUGUUCUGUCCCUUGAAAAAUUUAGUUAUUAUGCAUGUUUGGUUGAUGAUUUCUCUUGA